GUCUCAAAUAAGUUUAUUUUAUUUAAGAAGUCUUCAUUUCGGUUGCGCUAUUUCGAAGUACAUACAUACAAUGUCAAUUAGCGACUCUGGGUCAAGGCAUAGUAGUAGUGCAAGGCAAGGCGUAGUGCCCCUGACUGGACCCGGCGGACUGCAGCACUAUGCCACAACAGACCGCCGCUCGAGCGGCAGCCUCAGGAUUUCGGCAUGGAAAGGAUCUCAGAGCUCUCUUUCCAAAGCCUUUCGGUUCAAUACUAAACCCCAUCGCGCCGGCGAUCGCAGCUCCUUCGGCAACUCCACCUCCCCAACGCCUUCGUACACCAGCAGCGAGGGCGGCGGGGGAAUAUACGCUACCAUAGGCUCGCUCCAUCAUCAGCAACAGCAACAGCAUCAUCAUCAGCAGCAACAGCAGCACUAUCAUCAAUUUCUGCCGCCUCCAACCACACCUCCACCGCCUAUUCCCUUGGCAGGUAGCACCAGCAGUAACUACAGUCAUGGUCCGCCGCCGGGCCACCGCGUGAGUGCGCCGCCCACUGGCAGCGUGCUGGAUGGGAGCGGAGUCGAUGCACAGCUACUCUACGAGCAGAGUCGACGACGCGUGAAAAGCAUCAGUGACAUCGGAGCAUCGACCAGUGCGGGCAGUGUGGGGGCGUGUAGUCUGGGCGGCAUAUCAGGUUCCUCGGAGUCGCCCGAAUGAGAAUGGGAGCCGAAUCAGAGCUAGCUAGACAGCAACAACCAAAGAUACUCAGCUGUAUUCCCAUUCCCUUAAUAGUCCCUUCUUAUCUGUUCAUCCCCAAUUUAUGUAGUGUCCCUUUCCAUUCUGGAUUCGAGCUUAGAUUCCAAAGAAAACCAAAAACGCGAAUUCUAUUGUAUUACAGUCAAGUGUCAGACCCACCUUAAAGAUACAAGCAUACAAGAAUCAACAAUUAAAGAUACAUAUAUACCUAUGUCAAGAUACAAAUAAACGAGUAAGCAUUUGAUCAAAUCAGCUAGAACUA
Drosophila miranda is the source of this 995-nucleotide messenger RNA. RefSeq names its product forkhead box protein B2-like. Lineage: Eukaryota; Metazoa; Arthropoda; Insecta; Diptera; Drosophilidae. The transcript is spliced from 4 exons. The record is from RefSeq and is a predicted model, not a curated record. The coding region runs from base 71 to 694 and encodes 207 amino acids.